Messenger RNA from Homalodisca vitripennis (glassy-winged sharpshooter), 5352 nucleotides. It is a transcript of the gene chm, whose product is annotated as histone acetyltransferase KAT7. The transcript is spliced from 8 exons. Gene Ontology annotation, molecular function: histone acetyltransferase activity; zinc ion binding. The record is from RefSeq and is a predicted model, not a curated record. The coding region runs from base 148 to 2178 and encodes 676 amino acids. Gene Ontology annotation, cellular component: nucleus. NCBI's taxonomy places the organism in Eukaryota, Metazoa, Arthropoda, Insecta, Hemiptera, Cicadellidae. Gene Ontology annotation, biological process: regulation of DNA-templated transcription.
UGUCUUUUUCUUAUCUUCGCAAAAUUUUACUACUACAAAGUUUGUUUGUAAAUAGUGCUCACUAUAUGUACUUUUUCAACUGUAAGAUUCCCAUUAUUACUGGGGGAAUUGAAGUUUAAGGGUAAACAUAAAUAAAAUACCGCAGGAAUGACUCCAAAAAAGAAGGAGGGGUCAUCUGCAUCAGGUUCAUCUUCUUCUAGCAGCUCAUCUUCAUCAUCAUCUUCCUCAUCUUCAGGGAGUGAGUCUUCUUCAUCAGAUUCAGAAAAUUCUUCAACCAGUAAUCCCAAGAGUGGCCGAGCAUCCUCAGACUCUGAAAAAAAGAAGAGUAAAAAGAAGACUGACACAUCGAUCAAAACCAAAAAUGAUGUUACUGAAGUUGAACCCAUUAAGAGCAAAGAGAAACCUAAAAGACGAGCUUCUAACUCUGCACAAAAAGUGGUUCAAGUUUACUCUUCAGAAUCAGAUGAUGCUAGUGCAAAAUCAAAACGAAAACCUCCCACAAAACCAAAAGCUUCAGCUACUGUCACUCCGAUCACUAAACCUACAAAACCAGUACCUAAACCACCAAUUAAGAAACCACUUCCAACUCUGAAGCAGCCCCAUAAGGUCCCUCCUAAAGACAAUAAUAAAUCUGUAAAUAAGAAUGAUGCCCAAAAAAAAUUGGUGAAGACAAAAAGUAUUUUUAGUCCAGACAACAGCAGUGAGAGUGAUGAUAACACUGCAACUCCUCCUCCACCCAAAUUGACAGCUAUGAAAACAGCUGCUGCAGCUACAAGUAAGGCAGCAAAACCUAAACCCAAGACAAAGAAAGACUCAACUUCACACACUCCUUCAGACAAAUCAAGAGCUAGUUCUGUCACUUCAAACAAUUCAUCUGCUUCUUCUAAUUCAUCAGGGAGUAGUUCCGACUCGGAAUCAAGUGCAGACUCUGGCCGGACCAACCAGACCAAUGUGACAGCCCAUGUAAAGCCUAAUCCUGUAGCCAAGUUAAAGGGGGUGGGACGGGGGAGACCUCGCAAGAACCCCCUCCCUGCCGCCCCUCCUCCUAUAGUGUCUGACAGUGAUGCCAACAACACGGGGAGUAUUGCCACGCGCAAGCAGACACGGUCGGCGAGUGCCAGGCGGAGUAAACAUUUGACGGGCAGAACUCCCAGUGAGUCGGAGACAGAAUCAGAGAGCAAGACCAGCCUGUCUAAAUCACCAGUGAAGAAGGCGGGACCCAAGGGCCCUGCGUCACAGCGCAAGCCGAAAGCACGUAAUUCGUCAGAGAAUGCCGCUAGUGGUGUAGUCGAGGAGGAGCGUAAAUGUCCACUUGAGCAAUGUGACUCGCUAGGACAUCUCAGUGGCAAACAUCCCAGCCACUUCACACUCGAGGCUUGCCCCAUGUACCACAACAAGACUGCCCAGCAGUGCAAGGAAGCAUACCAGAACCAUCUAAAGCGUGAGGAGGAGCGCAAGAAAGCAGUGAGUGUGCUGAAGAUGAGCCACACCAACAAUCCAACACCCGAACAGAAGACCUACCGGGAGACAGUGAAGGAGUUGCGUGGUGAGAGUCAGAGUGACAAUGAAGACAGUUCCAGCAGUGACCCGACCACAGUGAAGGAGCGAGAGCCCAGUCUAGUACACUGUGCAAGUAAAUACGACCUCAGGCUGUUCCGAGAGGCACAGGCACUCGCGUCCGAGACUAUCGAAGAAGACCUGAAAGGGCUGCCCAACGUUAGAGGCACUAAAGUGAUAGAGAUGGGCAGAUUUGAAAUGGAGGUGUGGUAUCAGAGUCCGUAUCCUGAUGACUACGCUCGGUUGCCUAAGCUGUACCUGUGUGAGUACUGUCUGCGCUACAUGAAGAGCAGAGCCACACUCAACAGACAUGCCAGCAAGUGUGUAUGGCGGCAUCCACCUGGUGAGGAAGUCUAUAGGAAAGACAAAGUUUCUGUAUGGGAAGUGGAUGGGAAAAGGUAUAAGUCAUACUGUCAAAACCUGUGUCUUCUCGCCAAGUUCUUCCUCGAUCACAAAACCUUGUAUUAUGACGUGGAGCCGUUCUUGUUCUAUGUCAUGACAAUCGGAGAUUCGGAUGGGUGUCACACUGUCGGCUAUUUUAGCAAGCAAGGAUGUCUCCGUGAAGAAGAUAUGUCCUCAGAUAACCUGAAGAUCAGUUGUAGUUUAGACAAAAUCUCUUAAGUUUGCUACUGAUUCUGUCUCACUGGAUCUCAUCAGCAUCAUGAUUGAAUGGCAAGAUAACUAACUCAUGGGAGAAAUCUCCAUCUCCAACACACUCCAUCUCCUCAUGAGCUAAUGAACUUCAACAGGGAAAUCAUUGUACAUCCUUACCUGUUUGGUGAGAUGUCCGUGUUAUGAUCAGUAAUGAUAAUUGAAAAAAUGUCUAAUCUAAAGUCAAAUCCAAUGCCACUGCAUCAGGAGCAAAAUGUAUCAGUAUCAAACAUACAAAAAUCUAGUUUGUAUUAUUUUUGUACAGAUAUAUGGAAUAAAAUAUUGUAAAUUGCCCUUUCCAUAAGAUGCCUUCUUUGUACUUGGUUGUUAAUUUAUUUAUUUUCAUUAAUAAAUCUAAAACUAUUUUACAAUGCGCACAAUAAGAUUGUAACUUAUUUGUAUGGUUUAGUUCUGAACAGUAUAAUGACAACAGAAAGUUUCCUUUGAUUUGAUAACUAUAAAACUACAGUUAUUUGUUGAGAAAAAUGUUCAAUAAAUUUCCAUUGAAAACAGUAAAUUAUCUGUUAUCUAGUGAUUUAAAGAACUGCCUGGGGUAAAUCCGUUUAAAAAUCUUGAAAAGCUGUAGAAAACAAAGAAAACCAACAUUGAGUAAACAACACAGGGUCUCUCGUGGGUGGAAACCAUUUGGUGUGAUUGUGGAGGAACAAGCGAGAGGUGAAGCAAUGCAAUAUAGGCUACAGUUGAGCUGUGCAUAUUGUCCCAUCACACCCUUAUUGCGUGACGCGACGCAACACGAUGUCAUAUCCUCGGGAGAGAUAAGUCUUUUGUCUGGUUUGUCAUUUUAGGCCACCUCGGUCAUGUAUUGUUGUAAAAAACGUUCCUGUACAUUACGAAUUGUUCUUUAUUUAAAAUUAUAUUCAUAAAAUCAAAUUAAUAAAUACUCAUACGUGUUGAUAACAAUUCGUGAUGAAGAAUGAUGUCCUUAAUAUGAAAUAUUUUCCAUGCAUAAACUGGAAAUGCGAUAUAAAGUAAAGGAUUUGAAUGAAUAAUCUCAUUCAUAUGUUCUCAUUCAUAAUCUCUGAACUCGUACAUCAUUGCAAAAUUUAAAACAUGUAAAUACUGUCACCAUUAAGAGGCUCUUGUUAUUCGUUACGCAUUAUAAACAUCAAUCAAAACUUUUUAGUGUAACUUUCACUUUAACACACUGAGCUUUGGUUUAAUAAAGCAAUAUCACAACCAUUUGAAUUGAAGGAAUGCGCUCGUUUGCUUGCUAAUUAAUUAAUUUAUCCUUUCACUGUCAGUCGAGUGCGUGCAAUUAAUGCAAUUACAUUUCUCGUGUUUGUUCUGAUGUGGUGAAUCUUUUGAUGUGUGCUACACCAAAGUUGUAACUAUGUAAUCUGAUUUGUGUUUAUAUUAUAUUGUAUUAGAUAAAAACUAACUGAAUAUGGUCAUUUUUUCUGUAUGAGUAGUCCUCUUUAAUUUAUAAACAUGACCAUUGCAACAUGUUGGCAGGAAAACAAUGUUCAUAAUGCACUUUAUAUUGUUCAUAAUAUAAUGUGUACCGAUUUUGUGGGAAAACUGAUUCGUUGCACUAGUUUGUCUGCUUGGCCUUGUCACUAGUGCUGUAUAACUUGACACCUAGUGCAGCUAAUACUGUGUCUCUGGACCUACUGGCUCUCUCCAUUUUAGACAUUUGGUCUUUGAACGUAUGAAAACUAGAUCCAAUAAUGCCAGAUACAUACUUUAGGCAAUGAAAAAUAAAGGUACAUUCUGAUUCACAAAUAAAAUACCUUUAAUUUAAUGUCCCAUGUGCAUGUUUAUAAUACUUCAAUUUGUUCUAAAUAUUAAACUUAUUUUGGCUUAAACUGAGUUUUGUUUUAUUAUGAAACAAUAUAGCUUAUUAAUGAAAUAUAUAUUCUGAUAAAUAAUGAUAAUCCGUUUAAUGUAAUAUCCGUACAAAAGGAUGUUUCAAAAUAAUUAUUUACAUAAAACCUUGGAUGUAUUUUGACUAUUUUGGACAGUGAUGAUUAUGUCCUUUAUUUAAAAUUUACUAUUGAUGAGGGUUGAAUUGAAAGGGGAACAUAUACAUUAGGUAAGUUUGGACAUUUACCGACGUUACCUGUUGCAAAGGAAAGGACCACAUUUCAAGACUUGUAAUGACUCUCUUCUUCAUGUAUAAAAAGACUAAAUAUACAGGAUUCAGGAAGAACAAAUCAAUAUAUGGCGAUGAAAUCGCCAAAGUAAACACAGAACUUAACAGAGAAGGUUGUAUGCCAAAAUGAUUCAAGUGUUCUCCUGAUAUAUGUUUGAAAAUGUAUGCUCAAAAAUAAAGCCUGAAAGUAUCCCCCCUCCUGUCACCCACUAUGGUACAUGCCAAUAUUUUUUUCCAUCAGUCCUUCAACUUGAGGUGUGGCUAACAUGUUACAUGUAGUGGGCUUAUAUUGUGCUGUCCAUGUUUUGUGAUUCUCUACAUAGCUCUGUACCUCAGGUACUUGCUUGAAUUUUUUUGGCACACAACUUUUUCUGUUGUUGAUCUUCUUGAGUUUGGUGGAUUCAUCGUCAUAUAUUGAUUUUUGCUUGCAAACCCUAUGUAUUGUCUUUUUACCUGAAGAAGAGCGUAGAUUCCAAUCCUCCAAAUGCAAUGUUCCAUCCUUUGUAACACAUGAGAAUAAUAUGUUUAGAUAUUUUAGAAAAUUAAACUUGUAUGCUGAAUUAUUAAGAGAAAGAUUUUACUUUUAUAUUCUACAUUGUUUUGAAACGUUUAAGUUUUGUGUUACUUUGUCUUAUUAUUAUUCAUCUCUGGUACACACAAAGUUUUAUCCAUUCAAACUCUUUGUAUGUAUUUGACUUGUGGAAAAAACGCUAUUUUGAUAUUGAACUCGACUACUAUUUGGACAUUUAAUAUUUUCAUAUUUUCCAAAAUGUUUAUUUUUUUGGCCACAAGACAUAAUGUUUUGUUAUUAUAUAACCAACCAAAUUGUUCAGUAGCCUAUCCUAUUGUAGCAAAUAAAUGUAAAGUUUCCAGUAAAUUAAGAGUAUCGCCUUUAUUUUUCCUUUUUUUCUGUGAACCUCACCUUUUUGUAUUCUAUUACCAAUGCUAAGUUAGAGGGAAUUACACCAAAAUUGUCUUUUUCCUUUUUUCAAUUUAUCGCAGAAUAUGUUAAAGAAAUUUUAAACCAGUAU